Bactrocera neohumeralis is the source of this 861-nucleotide messenger RNA. It is a transcript of the gene eIF3k, whose product is annotated as eukaryotic translation initiation factor 3 subunit K. Gene Ontology annotation, biological process: regulation of translational initiation. The record is from RefSeq and is a predicted model, not a curated record. Gene Ontology annotation, molecular function: ribosome binding; translation initiation factor activity. The transcript is spliced from 3 exons. NCBI's taxonomy places the organism in Eukaryota, Metazoa, Arthropoda, Insecta, Diptera, Tephritidae. Bases 110 to 775 code for a protein of 221 amino acids. Gene Ontology annotation, cellular component: cytoplasm; eukaryotic translation initiation factor 3 complex.
CGCUCUUUCACUCCUUUCUUUAACGUCAACUUGCGAUUCUGUUUGCGUCGCACUGCUGGAUUAUUAAUUCUUCAAAUUAUAUUGUUAAAAAAACAUCGAGUGCUAGAAAAUGUCGCAUAUGGUGAAAAUGGAAAAUGGUCAAAGUCAAACUAUUCAAGAGAUGUUAGGGUGCAUUGAACGGUACAACCCGGAUCACCUUAAAACGCUGGAAGCUUAUGUCGAAGAUCAAGCUAAAAAUAAUACCUACGAUUUGGAGGCAAAUCUGGCAGUGCUCAAACUAUAUCAGUUCAACCCACAUAUGCUUAACUUCGACAUCACAUAUACAAUACUGCUGAAGUGUUUGACAAACCUGCCGCAUACAGAUUUUGUUAUGGCAAAAUGUUUAUUAUUGCCACAACAAAUGAAGGACGGGACCGUGCAGACCAUAAUUGAUUUGGCCGACAUAUUAGAGCGCACAGAUUUUACAUUGUUUUGGCAGCGUGCUGAAGUAAACCGAUCCAUGUUUCGUCAUAUUUCUGGUUUCCAUGAUUCCAUACGUAAAUUCGUAUGCCACGUUGUGGGAAUAACUUUCCAAACUAUCAGGAAGGAUUUGCUGAAGGAACUCUUAGGAGGAAUUGAAGAUUCGACGCUUGAUCAGUGGAUUAAGAAAUAUGGCUGGAAACAUCAAGGAAAUUUAAUUGUCAUCGCUGUUCAAGAUGAGAAAAUUAAGACGAAAAACAUAACUGAAAAGAUUGAGUUUGAUAACUUGGGUGGUUUAAUGGCUCAAUGCUUGUAAUUACUUAAAUUUAAUUUUCUUUCUAUUUAUGUAUGUAAUUGUACUUCAUGAGAACGAAAUAUAAAGUAAAAUUUGUAAGAAAGUGA